Messenger RNA from Adineta ricciae, 1095 nucleotides. NCBI's taxonomy places the organism in Eukaryota, Metazoa, Rotifera, Eurotatoria, Adinetida, Adinetidae. The record is from the annotation of a GenBank genome assembly.
AUGUCGGGUAUUCCGUCUGUAAUGAAAGCUGCUCAACAAACCGGUUACGGUAAUGUUAGAGAUAUUUUAAUACUUCGCGAUGAUGUUCCUGUUCCACGUGAAUUAUCAUCGACACAAGUUCUCGUUCGUGUUCAUGCAGCUUCGAUUAAUCCAAUCGAUUGGAAGUUUUUGGAUGGAACUUUCUCGCUUGUAACACGAUUGUCUUUUCCACAUAUUCCAGGAAAAGAUGUCGCGGGCGUUGUGGUUGAUGUUGGUUCUAAUGUGAAACGCUUCCGAGUCGGAGACAAGGUUUAUGGUAAUUUCGGUAUGGGCGAUGGGAGUUUUGCUGAAUAUGCACGUGCUGAUGAAUCUUUACUCGCAAUCAGACCUCAGAAUUUAUCGAUGGAGGAAGCAGCAGCUGUACCAUUAACAUGUGAAACUAGUUAUGAAGCGUUAUUUACAAAACUUUCACCUCCGGUUGGAGCGGGAAGUAAAAUUUUAAUUUGCGGAGGAAGCACAGCAGCUGGUUUGUAUGCAAUUCAAUUAGCUAAAGCAGUUGGUGCUCAAGUUUCGACAACAUGUUCGAAAAGAAAUUUUGGUUUAUUAGAAAAACUCGGUUAUCCAACAUCGGAAACAAAUUCUGAUGCUAAUCAAUUGCAUUUAAUCGAUUAUAAUGAAAAAGAUUUCGGUAAAGAGUUAAAAGGUCAAGACUACGAUGUUGUUUAUGACUGUGUCGGUGGACCUGAACAAUGGAUAUCAGCACAGGAAAUUUUAAAACGCAAUGGACAAUUUAUAACAAUCGUUGGUGAUCAUAUGAAAUCAAGCAUCACAUUCAAGGCUGCCGUUUCAACUGUAUCGAGUUUAAUUAAUCGAAAAUUCUGGUCUGUCUUUGGUUCGGCACAUCAUGGUUAUAUUUUUCAUUCUCUCAGUCAAAGAUACGAAAAUCUCGAUGAAUUACGAACGAAAUAUUUCGAAAAUGGCAAGGUGAAACCUAUUAUCGAUACGGUUUUUGAUUGGAGAAAGGACGGAGUUGAAUCACUUUAUGCACUUUAUGAAAAAUCCCAAAGUGGAAAAGCACAAGGCAAAUUAAUUUUAAAGAUUGCUGACGAAGAAUAA